Hydra vulgaris (swiftwater hydra) is the source of this 1674-nucleotide messenger RNA. NCBI's taxonomy places the organism in Eukaryota, Metazoa, Cnidaria, Hydrozoa, Anthoathecata, Hydridae. The record is from RefSeq and is a predicted model, not a curated record.
AUGAUUAGCUGUGCUUAUUAUGAAUAUACCGCAAGCUGCAGCAACUCUUAUAAAUGUCAUCUAAAAGUAUUUCACAAACAUAGUUAUAACAAAAGAUUAGUUUGCAGUCAGGGUGGUUGUCCGAUGGAAUAUAAUUCUUUUCAAAGUCUUUCAAAGCAUAUUGAAAAAUCUCAUCGAGAAGUUAUUUUAGGACCUACUUUAGAAGAAGCAGAUACUAUGCAACGAUGUUUCCAUUCAAAUAACUUGUCUCUAGCUGUUCACAAUACCGAACCUGUUUGCCCAGAUAAUAUGUUAAAAUUUGGUAUAAAAUUUGAUGAAAUCGAUGGUAUAUUUGAAGAUUCCGCUUAUUUCAUUUCUAAACUAAGAAGUUAUUCUAAUAUACCCCUAAUCACUACAUUGAAAAUUGUUGAUGCAUGUUCAGACUUUGUGUCAUCAAUUGUAACAGGAAUUAGUAAUGAGACCCAAGGAAUAUUUGACAAGCAUGGUCUCCAAAAAGAUGAAUAUAAUAGUUUCUUUGAAAAUAUCUUACGCCUCCAAAAACCUUUUCAAGGCUUAGAAACUAAAGGAGUAGUUUGCUCAACUUGUAUAGCAGCAGGGCAAUAUGUUUCAUUAAAGCAGUGUCUUGAAGUUUUUCUUUGUCUUCCUGGUGUACUUGAUGAAAUAAGAAGUAAUACAAAACCAUCUACUAAUGAAACUGCUAAUCCAUUAGGUUCACAUAGCACUGUUCACAAAAUUGGAGCUUUGUGUACAAUUCUAAAAUGUUUAAAAUCACUACAUAAUUCAAAACUUGAGAAUAUUUUGUUAAGUGCAGUUAUAUAUUCUUCUGAUCGCAUUAAGUAUUCGAAUAAAGAUGCAUUUUCUAUAUACAUAGAAGAAAUGAUAGAAUUAGAAACAAAAGGUUUUACUAUAAAAAUAGAUGGUAAUGAAUUUAAAAUAUAUGUUGUUCUUGCUCAAAUUAUUGGUGACAAUCUUGGUUUAAAUGGAAUAUUAGGUUAUGUUGAAAGUUUUACUGCAACAUACCCAUGCAGAAUAUGCAAAAUGAAACGUAAAGACUUUGACAGUAUUUUUGUUGAAUCUGUUGAAUUACUUAGAACUAGAGAAUGUUAUGAUUAUGAUGUUUCUUUCAAUAAUUGUUCCCUAAAUGUAUUUCAGAAAAAGUUCUUCAAUCUAGGUGACAUAAAUAGCAGAAUGAGAAAUUUUUCAUAUGAUCACUCGUCAUUUCCUUCCUGUCCCACUAAGUAUCAAAUAAAAAAUGGUUCAACUAAUAUUGGUGCAAUUGAAAUGCUAAAUUUGGUUUUAAGCUUUCCUUUAUUAGUUGGAGAUUUAGUUCCUUUAGAAGACAAUGUUUGGGUUGUUUUUUUAUUGUGUGGCUUAACUUUAAAGUUUCAUAACCUUAUUCAUUAUCCACGUAUUAUUAAAAUGCUUGGCUCGCUAAGUCAUAUGUGGGUAAUGCGUUGCGAAGGUAAAUUAAGAGGUUUUAGGAGAACUGCUUCGUCUGUAGAAAAUUUUAAAAAUGUUUGUAAAACAGUAGCCAUAAGACACCAAAUGGAUCAGUCAACUCGAUUCAUGGCAAAACAUGGCUUAAAAAAUAAUAAAUUUUGUGUUGCUAAAACUGAACCUAUUUUACUUAUAUCAGAGUUGAUUGGUAAAUAUACUGAACUAUAUCAGAGUUGA